Opisthorchis viverrini is the source of this 1289-nucleotide messenger RNA. RefSeq lists its product as hypothetical. The record is from RefSeq and is a predicted model, not a curated record. Gene Ontology annotation, molecular function: protein binding. The annotation marks the transcript as partial. The transcript has 9 exons. Lineage: Eukaryota; Metazoa; Platyhelminthes; Trematoda; Opisthorchiida; Opisthorchiidae.
CAGGUGACACCGUCGCCAGUGUUGCUUUUGAGAAACCGGACCAAGUUUAUGAAGCCAACGAACUACUAACAUAUUGGCUCGACAUCUAUCCACAAAGUGCAGUGUUUCAACUUCUUCUUGGCCGAUAUCAAGCGAUUACUGGUGACUUGGAACGGGCAAUCGAUACUUUUGAAAAAGCAACCACGCUGCCGGUGGAUUGGAGGCAUUACAACCAUAUGUGUUACUGGGAGUUGCUUUGGUGUUACGCACUUCGAGCAGAUUGGCUGACAGCCAUCAAAUAUGUGGACAAACUGGCCACCGAAAGUCUGUGGAGCCAAGCGACCUAUAGGUAUAUGAAGGCAACGUUCCUAAUUCAGAUUUUGGAUGAGUAUGAUGUCAGCGUGCGUCCCGGCACCGGCAACAAAGCCAAUCAACAGCAACAACAUCAACAGCAACUCGCACAAAAACAACUGGGUCCUUACAAAGAUAGGGACGCUGUUCUCAAAGAUGUCGACCUACUGCUCAAAGACAUUCCAAAGAUGAUGCACCGCUUUGCCGGACGUUCACUUCCUCUGGAAAAAAUUGCUCUUCGAAAAUCCAAGCGAUAUUUUAAUCAGAAUAAGAAACUCACUCUACCAGCACUCGAACUUAUGUUCAUCUGGAACGAAUUCAAACUUAUUCACUGUCAGCAAGAUUCAAUCAUGUCCUUCCUCUUGAUAUGUGAGAACAAAAUCAACGACUUGAUUCGUAAUCGUGGGCAAUAUCAGAAUUUUGACGAUGAUUACAGUCUGGCUCUUCUGCUUAAGGGUGUGUGCCUACGUUGCCGUGGACAACUUUUCCAGGCAUCAAUGUGUUUCCAGGAAAUCCUUGAACUAAAACAGAAAAUCACUAUCGACACAUACCUUCUUCCAUAUUGUGAAAUGGAGCUGUGUCAACUUGCUUUUGAUGCAGGAGACAUCCCAGAGGCCAUCAAACGCCUCCAGCGGGCACGGAACACUAAGAACUAUAGUCUCGAAUCCAGACUCCACUUUCGAAUGCACGAGAUGGACACUCGAUUAGAAGACUACAAUCGAAAGACCGGUAAGCUCAUAAAGAAGGCCGGAAGUGAAACCGUUAUUCCCGGUCACAAGCGAUCCGAUUCUCACUCCAACAGCUCCAUCGGUUCAAUCUCUAAAGAAGAACAACGAGGCGACAGUGAAAGUGAAGUGGAUAUCACUGAGCUGAAGCCUAUGUUUCCAGAAUUCGAGGAAGAAGAGGAUUUUGGAGGCCUCAACGGCAUGUUCGCCGCGGAAGAAACGUUUGAUCCUUGA